CGAAGAAUCGAGCCGCGCCGCGCGCGCGUUGAAGCAUGCCCUCCGUUCAUCUGCAGCUGAAGAAAGCAUAAUUUUAAAUUCAAGACACUGGCCAGUGCUGGUAUUGCAGCCAGGAUUGCAUUGUAUUGUGAAUGAUGGUCGUCAGAGUCCUGGCAUCUUCCGAAAAGUUUUCCCUUCUCAGUUGCUGAAACCUUUUUAACACACGCUUCUCUCUCCUUGUCUAAGGCGCCAUGGCCGCAUUUCUGGACGCUGCCGUAGAGAGGCUGCAAGUAGCCAUCACAAGAGACGUGCCUGCCUAUCUGAAGGGUUUGCCCCUGCCCAAGACGGCCCAGGGCUUCCUUGGCCUCGACACUGGCGACUGGGUGAAGCUUGCCCCCCUGCUAGGGACGCUCAUUGUUGUGCACCUCUUAUCCGUGUUUGCGUUGAGCCAGUUGCUCGGGGUGAUCGCUGCAAAAGGAGGGGCGAACCAGGUGCAGAUCAAUCACAAUAUCAAGAAGACAUUAGCUAAAGUGGUCGAUUACGUACCCGAAAAGAGGGAGGACAAAACGGCGUAUUGCCGGUGCUGGAAGUCGAAAACGUUCCCUCAUUGUGAUGGUUCUCAUAAUGCGCACAACAAGGAAAGCGGAGACAAUAUCGGGCCACUCAUGGUUCCAAAAAGCUGAUCAUCCAACAUGGACAGUCGCUCGGAGGGUAGUUCUGAAUAUAGUUCUGAGUAUAUUAAUUUGGUGGUAAGUCCAAAUGUGGGCUCGAAGGGGGUGGGAGAUACUCGGGCUGGCUCUGCGGCUCGCGCAAUUGCAAUUGACUGCGUAACAUGUGAAUUUGAAACUCAAAGGAAGCUUGUUUUAUAAUCGAGUCAACCGGUUAUACAAUUUAAUGAACUUGACGUCUGAUCGAGGACAAAAUUUGCGACAAAUAUGCCAACCUUCAGCCAAAUGGCUUAAUCAGCACAUACAUCACAAAUCGAUGCACCCAAAGAGAAGACAUGAACCUCGUGAUUGACUUCGGGAUCGUACGUCUGCAAUUGAGCUAAAAAAGGAAGCCGGUC
This is a messenger RNA of Klebsormidium nitens, 1045 nucleotides long. NCBI's taxonomy places the organism in Eukaryota, Viridiplantae, Streptophyta, Klebsormidiophyceae, Klebsormidiales, Klebsormidiaceae. The record is from the annotation of a GenBank genome assembly.